Lates calcarifer (barramundi perch) is the source of this 2856-nucleotide messenger RNA. It is a transcript of the gene scinla, whose product is annotated as scinderin like a. Lineage: Eukaryota; Metazoa; Chordata; Actinopteri; Centropomidae. The record is from RefSeq and is a predicted model, not a curated record. The coding region runs from base 170 to 2341 and encodes 723 amino acids. Gene Ontology annotation, biological process: barbed-end actin filament capping; actin filament severing; actin polymerization or depolymerization. Gene Ontology annotation, cellular component: cytoplasm; actin cytoskeleton. Gene Ontology annotation, molecular function: actin filament binding; phosphatidylinositol-4,5-bisphosphate binding. The transcript is spliced from 17 exons.
GUCUGGGUUGUUUGAACACGCCUCCUCGUCAGAACGCGGAUGUUUCUGCAGCCUAUAUAGCAGACCUGAACUCAACCAACUGGGGCGUAAACUUGGAGCAGCACUUGGCGCAGCAGCACGGCAGUUCUCACUCCACAUCUGUUCUCAUCUUCAACAGGACCUGAGCACUAUGGCAACCCACAAAGCAUUUGAGACUGCAGGGAAGGAGCCCGGCCUGCAGGUGUGGCGGGUGGAGAAAAUGGAUUUGAAACCUGUCCCUGCUGGACUCCACGGAGACUUCUUCACCGGAGACUGCUACAUAGUGCUCUACACCACUCCUGCUCCUUCUUACAAUGUUCACUCGUGGCUUGGCAACGAAGCAUCCCAGGAUGAGAGGGGUUGUGCUGCCAUCUUCAUGACCCAGCUGGAUGAUUCCCUGGGUGGAGCCCCAAGACAGUACACUGAGUUUCAAAACCAGGAGUCAGUCACCUUUAUGAGCUACUUCAAGUCUGGCGUUAAAUACAAGAAAGGUGGAGUAGCCUCAGGCUUCCAGCAUGUGGUGACCAACGACGUAAACGUCAAGCGCUUGCUGCACGUUAAAGGUCGGAGGACGAUCAGAGCCACAGAGGUGGACAUGUCCUGGCACAGCUUCAACAAAGGAGACUGCUUCAUCAUUGACUUGGGAAAGGAUAUCUACCACUGGUCUGGCAGUGAAAGCAAUAGCUUUGAGCGCCUGAAAACCACUGAACUGGCCUUGGAUAUCCGCGACAAUGAGCGAAAAGGCCGUGCUGAAGUACACAUGAUUGAAGAAGGUUCUGAGCCAGAAGCUGUCAUUGGGGUGCUUGGACCCAAGCCUGACCUCCCACCAGGAAGCUCAGAUGAUGCAUCUGCUGAUAAAAAAAGCAGGAACCAGGCAUCUCUCUAUUUGAUUUCUGAUGCUGCUGGCUCCAUGAAGACAACUAUCGUGGCUGAGAAAAACCCAUUCAAACAAGACAUGCUCAGCCACAGUGAUUGCUACAUCCUGGACAAUAGAGGAGACAACAAGAUAUUUAUCUGGAAAGGAAAGGAUGCAAAUGCAGAUGAGCGCAAAGCAGCACUGAAUGCUGCAAACAAGUUCAUCAAAGACAACAACUGCCCUAAAACUACUCAGAUCCAGAUAAUGCCAGCAGGGGCUGAGUCCACCCUGUUUAAGCAGUUCUUCUUUAACUGGCUGGACAAGGAUGAGACUACAGGCCCAAGUGAGGCCUACACCAUCGGUAGAAUCGCCAAGGUGAAGCAGAUUCCCUUUGAUUCCUCCUCACUCCACAACAACUUGAUUAUGGCUGCCCAGCAUGGCAUGGUGGAUGAUGGCUCUGGGAAAAUCCAGAUUUGGCGUGUGGAAGGUGGUGAAAAAGUACCUGUGGACCCUUCCACUUAUGGACAGUUUUUUGGAGGUGACUGUUACCUGGUGCUGUACUCCUACAACACAGGAGGCAAAGACAGGCACAUCAUCUACACCUGGCAAGGGCAGAAGUGCAGUAAGGAUGAACUGGCUGCCUCAGCCUUUCUCACCGUCAACCUGGACGAUUCCAUGGGUGGAGCAGCUACACAGGUUCGUGUCACUCAGGGCCAAGAACCCCCUCAUCUUGUGAGCCUGUUUAAGGACAAGCCUUUGGUCAUCCACCUGGGUGGGACAUCCCGCGAGUCUGGCCAGAGCAAGCCUGCCAGUACACAACUCUUCCACAUCCGCCAGAGCUCCACCAAGGCCACACGGGCUGUUGAGGUGGAGCCCACUGCCUCUUCUCUGAACACUAAUGAUGUGUUUGUGCUGAAGACACCCAAUUCCCUGAUGCAGUGGAAGGGAAAGGGAGCAACUCCAGAGGAGAUGGCAGCAGCGAAGUAUGUUGCCACCCUGCUUGGGGGAGCUGCCACUGAGGUCGAGGAGACCAAGGAGCCAGAUGAUUUCUGGAAAGCACUGGGUGGGAAGAAGCCCUACCAGACCUCCAAGAUGCUGCAGAACGUGGUCAAGCCUCCUCGACUGUUUGGCUGUUCAAACAAGACUGGCAGGCUGAUAGCAGAGGAGGUGCCAGGUGAGUUCACCCAAAUGGAUCUGGCAACUGAUGAUGUCAUGAUUCUGGAUACCUGGGCUCAGAUCUUUGUUUGGGUUGGAAAGGAUGCCAAUGAGACAGAGAAAACUGGAUCACCCAAGAUUGCUGAAGAUUAUGUGAAUUCUGACCCCUCCGGCCGUCGCGGUACUCCCAUCAGCAUCAUUAAGCAGGGAGAGGAACCGUUGUCCUUCAUCGGCUGGUUCCAUGGUUGGGACGCCAAGAUGUGGGACACAGAUAUUUUGCAGCGCAUACAGGACCGUAUUGCAAAGCAUUAGUAGAAAAACACAAAGCAUCUGAAAAGAUUGAAUCCCUCCUGAAGCAUGGAGUUUCAAAGUUCUGUGUGGGUGAAGGGCAGCUUUAGCUCUACUGAGCAUGAAAGAUUUAACAUCCCAUUUCAGCAUCUCAAAAUCAUUUUUAAAUAACACGAAGUCUGAAAUAACAUUGACAUUGUGAUAUGAGAACACAGGCAAAAUCUUAUAAUUUUAUACUCACAGUAUCUAAAAAAUAUCAAAUCAAACCUUUGCUGAAAAAGUUUGCUUGUUUUCAUGCACUAAAACAAGAAAUUAUCAAGUGUUUACAAUCCACUGAAAAAUCAUGAUGAACUAUGUCUCCCAAGUUAAGUAUGGCUGAAGGGAAAUUUAGAAAAUGUACAUUCAUAGAUGACGUACCAGAAUUUUAAACAUCACAAAUUUCUUGGAUUCAGGAGAAAAAGAAUGUAUAUUUUUGCUCAAGUAUCCCUUUUUUACAGUCUAGAUUGCAGCAAUAAAGAGAAGUUCUGAAUAAAAAAAAA